Stegodyphus dumicola is the source of this 882-nucleotide messenger RNA. RefSeq names its product calsequestrin-2-like. Gene Ontology annotation, biological process: regulation of release of sequestered calcium ion into cytosol. The record is from RefSeq and is a predicted model, not a curated record. Gene Ontology annotation, molecular function: calcium ion binding. Gene Ontology annotation, cellular component: sarcoplasmic reticulum lumen. Lineage: Eukaryota; Metazoa; Arthropoda; Arachnida; Araneae; Eresidae.
CGCGUUUCGGCCCGCAUGUCCAGUGAAUCCCAGACUUCUGCUGUAACUGCUCAAGUACUUCGAAAAAGGAAUAGUAUAGUUUGUGAAACAACAUCCGAUGUUCUUCUAUCAGCAAAAACAAGUGAUGCAUCUGUUCAAAUCCAGCCAGGAGAUGUAUAUAUUUACAAGAAAGGACAAGGCAUACCUUAUUAUGGCAAAAGAACUACUAGAGCUCUUCUCAACCAUUUGUUCAAGGUGAAUGGAACUCAAAUGAAUGUGAUAACAGGAAAAAUUGAUAAAAUUGCUUUUGAUACAGUUGAAGAAUUGAAAGUUGUAGGAUUUUUCAUGCAAGGAACUCCUGAUUAUCAAGCUUUUGAAGAUGUAGCUGCUCGACUUAGUCCAUCUGUUCGUUUUUAUGUGACUUUUGACCGACUGGUAGCUAAGCAUUUAAAACUGAGCACAGUUGGACAAAUUCAUUUGGUGAAGCCUUUCAAUAAAAUACCUGUUCCUUGUCCUCAUAAUCCAGCAACAGUAGCAGAUAUAGAAGCAUUUAUCAGAGUAAACAGAGGAUCCCUUCUUUCUAAGAUUAAUGAGCAAAACCUCUAUGACCCAUCGCUGAUUGAUCCAAGUAAGAUAUUAGUUUUGGCAGUUGGUGAAGAAACUUCAUCAUUAGGUGGAUAUUUCUAUCGCUUAGUCACGAAGUUGGUGAGAAAUAAUACAGACAAUGCAGAGUUUGAAAAACUCAAUAUAAUUUGGAUUGAACCUCAGAUAUUUCCAACUAUUCAUUUGGUUAUGGAUGAAUUAGAAACUACUCUUGGCAUUCCAAAUAAACUGCCUGCAUUUGGAGCUUUGAAUGUGACAACAGUAAGUUUUAAAAAAUUUAAUUUAAAAAAAAUAUUGUGA